Molecule: messenger RNA, 622 nt
Organism: Saccostrea cuccullata (small rock oyster)
Lineage: Eukaryota; Metazoa; Mollusca; Bivalvia; Ostreida; Ostreidae
Exons: 10
Source: RefSeq, a predicted model, not a curated record
AUGACCAAUGACCAGCAGAUACUAAGACAGAAUUCGACAAACCAACAGUUGGAAAAAUCAAAGUCUUAUGCUAAUGACUUCGCUGAAAUGUUACAGGCAUGUGAUAAACAAAAGAAAUAUAUUUUCUUUGAGAUAAUUGAGGGCUUAUACACAUUUAUUGAAGAAAUACUUGUUUCAAGACACAUCUUAGUUGGAGCCACUGAUACAAUCUACGUUGAAGAACUUCUCUACAAAGACUUUCAUGAAUUAUUUCAUAUCUUAAAGAUCGGUGCUGAGGAAAACCUUAUGGAAUAUCUAGAUAAAAUGAAGACGAUGAAAGAAAAUCGCCUCAAAGAUGUUCAAAAACGAAUGGCAAUGUUUCGCUCUAACACUCAGGUUACUGUAGAGCAAAUCAUAGAUGUUGAAAUGACAGAUCAAGAAAGAGAAGAUACGAACGAGUCUCUUGCCAUAGCUACCAAUAUACUCAGAAGUGUCAUGUCUGCAACAGUUGAAGAAAAAAGAUUGAUGGACAUCCUGAAAAAUCUCGGAACUCAUCGGAUGACGUAUAAUUAUCUCGACGAAGUGUUUGAAGUUGAUGAAAUCAAUAAAAGAAAUCUGGGAAAGAUGAUUAUACGAUAUGUUG